Molecule: messenger RNA, 1518 nt
Organism: Saccoglossus kowalevskii
Lineage: Eukaryota; Metazoa; Hemichordata; Enteropneusta; Harrimaniidae
Product: neuronal acetylcholine receptor subunit beta-3-like
Biological process (GO): monoatomic ion transmembrane transport
Cellular component (GO): postsynaptic membrane
Molecular function (GO): transmembrane signaling receptor activity; acetylcholine-gated monoatomic cation-selective channel activity
Source: RefSeq, a predicted model, not a curated record
AUGGACGUUGUCAGAACUUUUCCAAAAAAACUGAAAGAAAUUAUCUAUGAAGGUGGACACAAGUCUGCUGAAGACGAACUAAUGCAGUUUUUGUUCACAAAUUAUUCUAAAGCCACGAGGCCAAUCGGCAAAACAAACGACUCAGUACCAGUUCAGUUAUAUAUGACAUUGAACCAACUAAUCGAUGUGGAUGAAAAAAAUCAAAUUAUUACGACAAGAAUUUGGUUGUAUCAGCAAUGGAUCGACAGUCGGUUGACAUGGGAAUCAAAUUCCUCUUAUCAGAACCUUCCAUCUCUUGUUAUCUCCAUGGAUACGGUGUGGUGCCCGGAUACGGCGCUUCUAAACAGUGCCGAUGAUCAGUUUGACGGCUUCCCACGUAUCGUCAUUAGAGGCCUUACUGCUAAUCUGUUCAAGGAGGGCACAGUAAUUCAGGUAGUUCCCGCCAUUUUAAGAACACCCUGCAAUAUGGAUAUAACAUAUUUCCCGCUCGACAAACAGACUUGCGAGAUUGAAUUCGGCCUCUGGAUGUACGCUGAUCGACAAGUUCAGUUGAUGUUGUCGAACGAGGAAGUACCGCGAGAAAACUUCAUCACCAAUUCCGAGUGGGAGAUAUCAGCUGCUAAAGGACGCACUAUGGUAAAAGUUUUCACCGCCACGCCAGAUUCUUACACCAGUAUUAUCUUUGACUUGACUAUUCGUCGGAAACCGUUGUAUUACACGGUUAAUUUGAUCUUGCCAUGCGUGUUGGUAGCUGUUCUCACGGUGGUCGUGUUCGCCCUGCCGUCCGAUUCCUCGGACAAAGUAAACCUUAGUAUUUCAUUACUGCUGACUCUCUACGUCUUCAGUAUCUUAGUAACGGAGCUACUGCCCCCAACGUCCAACAUGAUCCCAUACCUCACAGCCUACUUGAUAUUCAAUAUGAUGCUGAUUGGCAUAUCCGUCGCCAUGACAACAGGUGUUUCAAUCUUGUGCCAGCAAUCCAGUGGGAAGAAACCCGUCCCUGGGUGGGUAAGGAAGGUUUUUUUCCGCGUUCUUGCUAAAAUCCUUUUUGUAGAAACAAAACUAGUUCGACCGACAGGAAUCCCAAACUCAAGCUCUAUUUACAGAAAAGCGAACCGAACUGCUUUCAGAGAGAGGAGAAUAAUAGCGCACAUCGACGACCACGAAACGCCGGAAGACGAGGCGAAUCUUCUGGAAAACAACUCGUCAACAGCCAAGUUGCUCAACUUGGUAAAAGACAGACGUCCAUAUAAAGUGGUUAACUUUAAUAAUACAGGAAAAACAAAAAGAAAUAUUUCAGAACUGUCAUUGCGCAUGCGUGAACUGACUGAUUAUCACAAACAAGUUCGCACGACAACAGAGAGGCAAAUUGAAGUCAACACGACUAAAAUAGUGAAAUAUAUGGAAGUUUUACUCAGGAGGACACUACCAAAAGAGAAGACAAUACAGAUUCAGUCAUUUGGAUUUACAUCACCGCUAGUGGAUUACACGGUUGAUACACUGAAUUACGUAAAAUAA